AUGGAAAUAUUUAAAAAAAACGAAAAUGCGGAAGUUGAGUGCGAUUUCGUGCGCGUUGAGUGCUUUGAUGCACAAAAUAAAACAAUCGAUCAGACGCUGCACACACAAAUCGUCGAGACAACGCAAAGUGUCAUCGACCCAAGCGAGAAGAUCACUCCCACGAACACUCAGCUAUCUCCAAAAUUGAUCUUUCGGGAAUUCGAGAGAAUUGGCUACAAAACUUUCUACAGUGAGGAAUACAUCGAAGGAUCCACAUUCACCUACCCGAAAUGUAAGGGUUUCAAAAAUCGUGAGGCUCAUCACCUUUUUCGUCCAUUCGUCUCCAGUCACCACAAGGAAAGCGUUCUAAAAAACUAUAUGAGCACUCAAAAUUGCUUUGAAAUGCACAAAGCCCAGCUUGAUUAUCACGCGAAAUUCAUGAGAGCCUAUAAAAGGAAAUAUCUAGAAAAACCAAAAUUUGGCCUCACUUGGGUCGGUGCACUUGCUCAUGAUGACACAAAUGCUCUCUUUCAUGCGGAUGAAGAUUUUGAGAAACUCUUCAAAUCAAACGCCGAUGUUCUCUCGAAUUCGUUCGUGAUUUUCAUGAGCGAUCACGGGAUGAGAGUUGGAGCGACUCUUCAAACCGAGUUGGGACAAAGAGAGCAGAAAAAUCCAAUGUUUUUGAUGAUUUUACCGAAAUGGUUAAGGGAUAAUCAACAGCUGCUUCAAAAUCUGAGGAUAAACUCGAGAAAAUUGUUGACUCAAUUUGAUGUUCAUGCCACACUGCUUGACAUCAUGAAUAUGACAAUCACAAAUGAGUUCAAUGAUUUCACAGAACGACCAAUCUUCCCCAACUCAUCCAACCCAAACAAUGCAACCUCUUUUCUACGUCCAGAUCCCAAUAUCGAAAAGGGUUUAGCCGAGUUCGGAGUCGAAGAGAUCAAUAAAAUUUUGGAGAAAAACAAAAUCCCGCGAAAAUGUGAUCGACUCAAGCUAAAAAAUGUUGAAAAGACGAUCGUUUAUUUGCCGGCAAAUCAAACAAAUUUGUACAUGACGACUUUUAUCGCUGAGCCUGGAUUGGGACAUUUCAAAAUGGCCGUUCGAGUGGGUGAAGGCGGUACAUUGAGACGAGCGUCAGGCAUUGAACGACUAAAUUCUUUCGGCAUUCAACCACGAUGCAUCGAGAAAUCUCAUCCGGAUUUUCGACAUUUGUGCCACUGUAAUGGACGAGGGUUCUUGCUA
Molecule: messenger RNA, 1221 nt
Organism: Mesorhabditis belari
Lineage: Eukaryota; Metazoa; Nematoda; Chromadorea; Rhabditida; Rhabditidae
Source: the annotation of a GenBank genome assembly